Drosophila sulfurigaster albostrigata is the source of this 1531-nucleotide messenger RNA. Its product is annotated as obg-like ATPase 1. The transcript has 5 exons. Gene Ontology annotation, molecular function: ATP binding; GTP binding; ATP hydrolysis activity. The record is from RefSeq and is a predicted model, not a curated record. Gene Ontology annotation, cellular component: cytoplasm. NCBI's taxonomy places the organism in Eukaryota, Metazoa, Arthropoda, Insecta, Diptera, Drosophilidae. Bases 160 to 1491 code for a protein of 443 amino acids.
AUUUUUAUAUUGAUUGUAUUCAAUAUAUUAAAGAACUUGCGUAAAAGUUCGUUUGUUUGUUUUCUUUUAUUUAUCGUGAGUGCACAAUAAUAAUUGUGUCUAGUUGAACAGUUAAUCGGAACAGCAGCAGCAGCAGACAACAACAACAACGACAACAAUAUGCCACCUAAGAAGCAUGAUGAACCCGAACGCAAGCCGUUGAUCGGACGCAUUGGCACCAAUCUCCGCAUUGGCAUCGUAGGCGUACCCAACGUUGGCAAGUCAACAUUUUUCAAUGUGCUGACCCAAAGCGCCGCGCCGGCUGAGAAUUUUCCUUUCUGCACCAUUAAGCCCAAUGAGAGUCGCGUGCCCGUGCCUGACCAGCGUUUUGACUACCUCGUGGAGUUCCACAAGCCUGCCAGCGUUGUGCCCGCUUAUCUGAAUGUGGUCGACAUCGCUGGAUUGGUCAAAGGCGCUGCCGAGGGCCAAGGAUUGGGCAAUGACUUUCUUUCGCACAUUAGUGCCUGUGAUACCAUUUUCCAUUUAUGUCGCGCCUUCGAGGAUCCCGAUGUGACGCACGUCGAAGGCGAAGUGGAUCCUGUUCGUGAUCUGGAAAUCAUUGCCGAAGAGCUCCGGCUCAAGGAUGAGGAGAAACUGGUGCAGGCCCUCGACAAGCUCGAAAAGGUUGUGGCCCGUGGCGGUGACAAGAAACUGAAGCCCGAGUACGAUUCAAUGGUCAAGAUCAAGGAGAUCUUGGUCGAUCAGAAGCGUCACCUGCGCUUCGAGGACUGGAAUGCCCACGAUAUUGAAACCCUGAACAAGUACUUGUUCUUGACAUCGAAACCAGCAAUUUACCUGGUGAAUUUGUCGGACAAAGACUUCAUUCGCAAGAAGAACAAGUGGCUGCCAAAAAUUAAGGAAUGGAUCGAUAAACACGAUCCUGGAGCACUGCUCAUUCCCUUCUCGGGUGCCUUCGAGCAGCAGCUGAGCGAGAAAGACGAUCUGGAGCGCAAGGCCUAUGAGGAGGAGACGAAGUGCAAGAGCCAACUGGACAAGAUCAUUACGACCGGCUACAAGGCAUUGCAGUUGGAAUACUUCUUCACCGCUGGCCCCGAUGAGGUCAAAGCGUGGACCGUUCAAAAGGGAACGAAAGCGCCCCAGGCUGCUGGUCGCAUUCACACCGACUUCGAGAAGGGUUUCAUCAUGGCUGAGGUGAUGCAUUUCGAUGACUUCAAGGCCGAAGGUAGCGAGGUAGCUGCAAAGGCUGCCGGCAAGUAUCGCCAGCAAGGACGUAAUUACACAGUCGAGGACGGCGAUAUAAUAUUCUUCAAGUUUAAUGCCGGUGCCGGUCUGAAGGAUGCCAAAAAAGAAAUGAUACCGCCUUGUCGCCUACAUUAUUAUGUGCGUAAUUCUGUACAUGAAUUUAAUUUUUUACUCUCAACUGUUUUGCUUAGCUUGAAACAUAAUUGCCGAACACCGUCGUACACAUGUCCUAGGCCUGAAUGCAUUUGAUUCUAUUUUAUGAAAAAAAAAAACAAAAUACAACAAAUAA